Salpingoeca rosetta is the source of this 1281-nucleotide messenger RNA. RefSeq lists its product as uncharacterized. Lineage: Eukaryota; Choanoflagellata; Craspedida; Salpingoecidae. The record is from RefSeq and is a predicted model, not a curated record. The coding region runs from base 54 to 1103 and encodes 349 amino acids. The transcript is spliced from 2 exons.
UUGACAGCGCGUGCGCACCAGCAGCAGCCAGCAGAAAGAACAUCAGAGCCACCAUGCCGUCACCCAAACAGAGGCAAGACAAGCUGCAAGCAGACUGCAGAUCAAGGCCGCAAUACAGUGCCCUGAAUGACUUCAUAGGAUUCUACUAUCGUCCAGACCUGGCCGUCGCUGAUAUUGAGACGUUGGUAGAGCCUCUACCGGAGGAGCUCCAGAACUUGGCCGCAAGCCUUUUCAAGCGACACGCCGAUGAUAUGUCGGUGGAGGCGCCAACACAAGAGGAAGAUCCAGCCACGCCACCUUACUCCACUCUGGAAGACUGGAAGACGCUUGAUGUGUCUGGCCGUUACAUCUCGUCCAAGUUUCGCCUGCCAGGACAAGUCUCCAUAUCGUCACUGGAAGCAGAUUUGCGGCAGUGGAUGGGAAAGAUUCCAGCCGGCAGCGUGUUGUGCCUGAACCUCUCAUCCUGCACGCUUCUUGACGAUGAUCUGGAACACGUAACGACUGCAGUCCAACUUCUGCUCGAAGAGAACAAGACACACAAGGAUGGGCUGAUCGUGGUGUUGCGGGGUGCGCGCAUCCACAAGGAAUUUGACGAGUUGCGCCGCUUGCUGGAGAAAUGCUCGUUGGUGGACAUCUGCGACACGCCCAUGGCUUCUGCUAACAGCGUGAAGUGGUUCCGAGAACUGCACGCAGGCAGGCUCCUGCACAAGUUGAACUUCAUCAACAGCUACCAUAACCUGGACGCGUCUCUGCGCAACCUCUUUGGUGACGGCGAAGACACCAAGGACAUCAAAGCCGAAGCAGCCAAGGCAUUUGCCUCCUUCAACCACUUCAACAACCCACCAUUGCACGCGCGCACUGUGACAAGGCUGUACUGGAAAAAUCUACACAAGAGGUUGGGCGAAGUUCGGCUCAAAGCGGAUAAAUUUCGAGCCCAGAAACUCCAACGCGAAGCCAGCGAGAGCGAGAGCGAGGAUGAGCGGCGUGAACUUCAGCGCAGGGCUGAGGAGGCUGAGGGCAAACUGGGUGUGUUCACAAGGGGUGCAUGCGCUCUUGUUGGUGUGGUCGUUGGUGUGGUGCUUGCCAGAACCUGGUUUAGGUAAAGGCCUUUAUGUUGAUAGAGCCACAUGUGUGCUCGGCCUGAUUGUGUAUUGGAUGGUUUCAUGUCACUUUCUCAAAGUCUUGCUGGUGUUCCAUCGUGUUAGACCAAUGCAAGGUGGUGGCGUCUCGUUUAUUGUGGCAUGACUUUGCUCACCACAUAAACCACAAAUGCAAAUGACA